UCGAUGCGUGGAUCCAUUCGUGGAUUUCCACAAUCCACAACUAAAAAGAAGAAGAAGAAGAAUCGAUGCGGAGUUUCGUUGCAUUUUAUUCAGCGAGUUUCUUUUACAUUUAAAUAACGAAUGUUUGAGUGACUGUUUUACCUCCCACAAGAUACGUUUUUCCGAUGUCCCAGGCACUGGAAGAACGGGAAGCCAUCAUCCAGCGAUGCAUUCCAGAGCUGAUCAAAUCGCUGACCGGGUUCGAGGAAUCGGAGGAAAAUUUCGACCUAUGUCAGCAAUUCGCUCUGGCUACGGUUCGCAAUCAUCGCUUCCUGUCGGUCAAUAGUCACGAGAUACGCCGGAAAGCCGAUGGACUAAUGGAAAAUCUGCGCAUUUCGAACAUGGAACGUCAGGCGGAUCAGUUCCGGCAGCUGUACGAAGGUUUCACAACGGAUCCCAUCUGUGCGGAUCAUUACGUUCACGAUAUCCAGUGGGCGGUCAUGUUGUUUCUGAUGACGGUAGCCCGACAUCCUGUUCGGGCCCUGAAAGAUCGGCUUCGGCGGGGUUCUCCGGUGGCCAUGAUAGAGCCAUGUGAACAGGUUGUGGCUCCGUUGGCCGACGAUGAGAAGGAGGAAUUGUUGGCGGAGCUUAUAGAGGAAAAUAUUAAUAAUGAUGAGAAGGGACAGGAAGAUGACUCGGACCUUAGCGAAUGGUCCGACUCGGAGGAUGAUGAAGAAAAGAAAAAAAUUGUUCCGGUUGAACCGGAAGCUACUCCGAAAGAGGAGGGCAAAGAAAUUGUCAUCUAUACAAGGGUAGAGUCUCCCAAAAGAGAUUUAGGGUACGAACAAUUCGACGGAAGUUGUUCGGAGCAGUGGCUCAAAGAAAAUGUCCAGCCUCGUUGGUGGAACGACCCAAAGGCCAAAGCAGUCGUCAACAGUUCUCACGAAGGAGCAUCGUUCUGCGACUAUUGGAAUCAAACCAUCGUAAAAGCAUCGCACAGUUUUAUAAAACCGGAAACGGUUUCAACCAUUUCGGAGUACUGUUUGAUCCGUGAAAUCCUUUGGAUGUUGACAAAUCCAGUGAACUGUAAAUUUUUUCGGAUUGACGACGAUCAAGUUUGGAUCAAUUCGAAUGUUUCACUGUCCAGCACCACGGAAAGAGGACUGCAUUCAUUUCUACUCAACUUCACGGAACACAUCACCAUAGUCUACCGGCUCAGAAAUUUUUGUUUUCGAGUUUCCGAAGGAACCAGUAAACCAAUCCCAGCCCCAUACAGUUUCGAGUGUUAUGCUUCGGGAGUACGUGAUUUUAUCAACCAUUUGGAAGCAGCUGUCGUUGAGCUAGAGUCCAAAGUAAUGGCACAGAAACCAGACAGAAUAUUUACAAUCAUAACGCUCCAUCAAGAGUUGGAACCGCUCUUUGAAAUGUUAAAGAAUCUCAACGACAUACAUCGAUAUUCGGUACUAGAUUGGACUAAAUUUCCGGCCCAUAUAGCCGUAGCCCAUCUCCUUUCAGGUCUCUUCAGAAGCGUUAAGCUCAGUGGUAAUCUCCUGAAAACAAAUCUAGCCUUCUCUCUACUAUUAUCAACUCUCAAAGGCUACAUGGACAUCAUUGACGUCUGGUGGACAGAGGGACGCCUAGAAGAUUGGCGCGAAGAAUUCCUGGUGGAGCGAACCUUCCCAGAAACGGAAGAAACCGCCCAAACCCAGGGCUAUCGGGCCCGGUUGUUUUCCAAAUGUAAAAAACGACUGUUCCACGUUAGUGCCGCCAUAUCGGAAGUCAUCGAAAACGAUGCCAUCAUUCGGUUGCUGAUGCAUCAUUCGUUGGAGGCGGGAUACACGUUGCACAUUUUGAAUGGGCUGGAUCGAAUCGGUGAUUUGAGAAGUUGUGGAUGGCAUCCGGACCCAAUUGAAGGAGGUGGUUGUUAUUUGGGUUUCGUUGAAUCGAUUAUUGGCGUGGUAGAAGGUUUCCGUACGGCUAAGCCACAGGAAGAAGCUUCCGGUGGAGACGUUGUACAGCUGGAACAGUUGCAUGUCGAACAGCUGGCAAAGGAAACCGCCGCCACGUCCAAGCUGCAGAACCUGCGGAACCAAAUCAAGGAAAUCUGCGACGACGAGCUGCUCAUGAUGGCCCUGGACAGUUCCCUACGGUUGGCGUGCGCGGACGAAGACGAAGAGCUGCGGCUGCCACCAGAACCGGACGAGCGCUGUUUGACCAAUGCCCAUAGCAUCUACGCCCGGUUGAAUUCGAUUUCACGGCAGUUGAUGUUGCCGCUGGAAAAUAUCCUUUUUGAAGCGAUCAAGCAGUUGAUGGAAACGAAACGGCGAGCGGCGAACCAUUUCGUGACUACGAUUUAUAAGGAGGAAUUUUUAGUCAUGAACCACUUGAAGAACAUUAGGAAGGUGUUGCUUUUGGAGGCGAGCGAUUUGAUGUACUAUUUCUACAGCGAUUUGUUUAAAAGAAUUGAAGCUGGCGAGCACUGGGCCAAUCCGUAUCUGUUGACUAUUCAGUUGAACGACAUUUUGGCUUCGCGGUUUACCGAUAUGACUUCGCUUUUUACAGUUGAGAUUGUGAACGAUGGAAAUGCGGAGUCGUCGACUUCGGUUUUGGAUGCCAUCGAUAGAUUGAGCAUUUCGUACAGUCCUAGCAACGAUUUGAGCAACAUGAUCAACGAGUUUACGAUGACGAAUUACAAUUGCGUGUUCCGGUUUUUGCUGAAAGUGAAAUGGGCUCUUAUAACGCUGCAAUCGCUUCGGUUUCCUGAAUGUUAUAAGAGACGAGCACCUUACGAGGAACCUUGUGUUCUGGAUCUGAACCUGAGACGACUGUCGAUGUUAAAAUUUUGGAUGAUCUUCACCGUCCAGUGUGUCCAUUCGCAUCUCAUGACCCACGUGCUGCAAUCAUUAGGGAUGCAACUGGAUGAACGUCUCGAAGCAGCCGAUAACCUCAACGAAAUGAUUGCCGUCCAUCAGUCGUAUAUUAGCACAAUUCACGAACAUUGCUUCCAGAAGGACGACGAGAGCAAACUGUUUCGGGAGGGCGUCAUACGGUUGCUAAAUUUGGUGCACAUCGUACGCGAUGAAUGGAACAGCAACGUCAUGUACACGGAAAUGGACGCCCGGGGAGAUAUCGAAGAUAACAGUAUGAUCGGCGAUUUCAUCAGCAACGCUCAGGUGGGAACGCUGGAACAAACGUACUGCAAAUGCCACCAGCAGCUGGCCGAGUUGCUGAAUCGGGAAGUUUACGCCAAGCACAAAGUGCACCUGGCAGCUUUGGCCGACGCUUUUAGCUACAAUGUUCCUUACUAAUCCAGAAAAAUCCAGGAAGAUAUUAUGCAAGCAAAGUGUAAUUUAUUUCAAUUAUCAAUCGCCUGUAGUAAUCAUCAGCACUUAAAUUGUUUUUGUUUGUUUAUACAUAUUAAA
Uranotaenia lowii is the source of this 3401-nucleotide messenger RNA. It is a transcript of the gene Grip128, whose product is annotated as gamma-tubulin complex component 5. The coding region runs from base 165 to 3287 and encodes 1040 amino acids. Gene Ontology annotation, cellular component: spindle pole; centrosome; equatorial microtubule organizing center. The record is from RefSeq and is a predicted model, not a curated record. NCBI's taxonomy places the organism in Eukaryota, Metazoa, Arthropoda, Insecta, Diptera, Culicidae. Gene Ontology annotation, molecular function: microtubule minus-end binding; gamma-tubulin binding. The transcript has 4 exons. Gene Ontology annotation, biological process: spindle assembly; microtubule nucleation; meiotic cell cycle.